This is a messenger RNA of Siniperca chuatsi (mandarin fish), 3534 nucleotides long. RefSeq names its product ellis-van Creveld syndrome protein (gene evc). Bases 298 to 3189 code for a protein of 963 amino acids. The transcript has 20 exons. The record is from RefSeq and is a predicted model, not a curated record. Gene Ontology annotation, biological process: smoothened signaling pathway. NCBI's taxonomy places the organism in Eukaryota, Metazoa, Chordata, Actinopteri, Centrarchiformes, Sinipercidae.
CAGCCAUUGGCUAAAAUAUACACCGAGUUUGUCGAUUUGCAAAAAAAGGUUUUGCUGGAAGAAGUUGUUUCAAAUCGUACGUGCUAAUGUUUCAAAAUGUAAAUGCUUUUAGGGAGAAAAAACAUUUAAAACCAUACGAUUUUAAAGGAAGAAACUUCAGCGUGAACAGCCAGAAGCUAACAGAAGUUACUUUCCUCGAGCAGAUGAGUUUUGUCAACGUUAGCUAGCUGGAUGUUGCGACAAAAUGCUAACAUUCAAAACGUUAGUUUUCCUACAGUUUGAUGAAUUCACUCAGAAAUGACAGCGCAGGAACUGAUAGCGGAAUGCGACACUGAUGUGUUGGUCAGCUUCGCCGAGUCGCUGCACAUAUACACAGGACUGUUAACUGUGGCUACAGUGUGUGGAGCGCUUUCGGGAAUAUUAGCUGCUGCUCUUUUAUAUGUCUUCUGCCUGAAGCCUUUGCUGUUGACGAGACAAGGUUACAAUGCAAGGAGGCUGCUUGAACCUGAUGAUGGGGAAUUGGACAACAACCAAAGUGACUGUGUCAGCAACAGCAGAAAGGAGGCUCCAAGUGGCACAACUAAUGACAAAGAGAAGAAGCAGCCACCCAUGAACAGUGAUGUGGCUGCAUUUGCAUCCAGAGCAAAGGUGGUUUAUCCCAUCAACCAAAAAUACAGACCUUUAGCGGACGGAGCGUCCAAUCCAUCACUACAUGAGCACUCCAAGUUGCCAGCAAUGCCUAACGAGGAGUCAUCCUCCUCCACGGACGGAGAGUCCCUGAGCCAAGAGCAGGACAACGACGACAGCAGUCAGUUUAUCUCCUCCUCGCUGGUCCCCAAGAGCCUGCAGAACCAGAGCUUCACCAGGGUCUCUCACUACCCUCACACACUGAUGCAACCAGGUUUUGAAGGUAGGAUCAGCCUUUACUGUUUGGCCCUGCAGGAUAUACAACAACAAUGCUCACAGCUUCAGGAAGAAAAGUGUCUGAUUUUUCUUCAAAUGGUGAAAAUAAUAUUCAGCUGUCGUUUUCCAAAAGACAAAAAUGAUGCUGACUUCUCCAAGAAUAUUCUUCAAAUGCAAGAAAAGGAACUGAAUGACCUGAAGAAACAGUUGCCAACGAGCCACGCUGCCGGCGAGAAAAAUGAUGAUGCUCCCUGUACUUUGGAGGAAAUAGAGAGAGCUCAGAAAGAUCUUCUUGAAAGUGGCCUGCAAGUGUCCAGACGUUUCAGCAAACAGGUGGAGGACUUAUGCCAGCAUCUGCUGAAGAAGACCAGCGUUUUCUCUCCAGAUGAAGCCCAGGAUGUGAUCCUCUCUCUCAUCCAGACUCUUCUGUUAGUAGAGAACCACCUGACAAACACACAAGAGGCUGAUCUAAAGAGGAUCCAGCAGAAGUUGUUGUGGUGGGAGGAGCUGACGGGGCUUCUUCAAUCUCAACCUGCCUUGCUAAAGUGGGAAGUGUCUCUGAGGCAGGGCUUGAUAGCAACAACACUGGAGCAGCUGACGAGCGAUGACGUCUUGACCUUUAGCCACAUGGAAAAUAUACUUUCAGAGGUUCAGGCAACUCUGACUGAAGGCCUUCAACAGUGCACUGAGGAGUGCACGAGGAAGACAAAGGAGCUGGUGAAUGACAAGUGCAGCAAAAUGGAGUCCAAGAGGAAGAAGCUUUUGAGGAGCCAGACCAAGGAGAAAAGCCACGCCCUGGAACUGAGACAGACUCACGGUGACCUACAGCAGCUCAUCAAGGUGUACCAAGAGCUGCUGAUGAAACACAGGCAGCAGAUUUCUGACUUGGAGCUGCAGCAGGACAACAGGGUGGUUGAAGCCCUCUGUGACCAUUGGAAGAAACUCCGUACCUCCUGGUCCAGGAGGCUUGGAGAGCGAGCCAAGGACGUCUUUCUCACCUCUGUCCCUGCCCAGUCAAAGCUCUCUGCUGAGCGCUGUGAGAAGCUGUGGUUGGAUCUGGAGCAGGAGCUGGUUGCACAGCUGCAGCCAGCAGAGUGCAGUACCAAGCUCCAACUGGAUGACAUGAGGGCUCAGCUGGACAAAGAUGGACAGGUGUGGAGUGAGGAGAUGGCUCUGGUGCAGGCCUGUCUCAAACAUCUGAGUGAACAGCAGAUGAAGAUCCUCCGAGCCAUGGUGGCCAGACAGAGCUACACACUCAACAGCCAAGUGGGGAGGUUGAUAGAGAAGAAACAUGAGCACCUGUUGGUGGCGGUGCGGAGGUACUUUGUGGUCAGGCACUUCUGUCUGCACAUGCUGAAGGAGAUGAGGCUGUCUAAGCUGAAGGCACUCUCUCAGACUGAUUUUAGAGCUGUGAUAAUGGAAGAUCCCAGUAAAAGCCAGUCCUGUGUCAAUUCAACACUCAAGAAUAGCAGUGCCAGCCUAGCAGAGAGGCAUCUGGGUCCAGAGAGUCAGCUGGUAGGCCACAGCUUCCAGCAGGAGUUCCUGUCUGAACUAGAAACAGGGACAGAGCUUCUUCAGAGCCACGCACAGCUGGUGCUAGGCAACGCCCUCAGCCACGCCAUCCAACAGAUGAUGGAGUCGCAGAACUCUCCGAAACAGGACGAUGGCUUGAAGCACCAGCUGACAGAGGCUGCCUCGGAGAGUGUGUAUGUGACCAAAGAUUCUCUCACUGCUCUGGUCCAAAGCUACUAUUCCCACCUACAAGACAUAAUCAAAAGAUUACAACAGGAUCAGUCAAACAUAAACCAGGGGGUGAAUGAGAAACAAGAGAAUAGCAGUCAGCUGAACAGAUCCUUGCUGAGGGAGCUGGUGAACUGGGGCAAGAAACCCACCUCUGCUGAGUUUCAACAGAGGGUUGAACUCCACAAAAGGAGAGUGUUGGAGCAGUGUGAUCUGGAACAGGAAAUGAUAUAUGAGGAACUGAGGCGGAAGAAAGUAGCCCAGGAUCAGACCAUGGAAAGAAUCAAAGCACAGCUGCUGGAGGCAGAAGAAAGCUUCAUAACUGAGCUGGCAGCCUUGGCCCGGGUUUCUCUCCACAGUCCAGAUCCAGUACCCAGCGGUGAAGAGGACAACACUGGUAAUGAGAAUGCUACCAUAUUUGACCUGCUUUCCCUGAACCCAGCACUAGAUCCAGCCUUGAAUCCUUCACUGACUCCAACGAUUGUAACUCCAGUUAAGAAAUCUAAACCAAAGAAGAAAAGAGAACAAGAAUCUCAUCACAGCUGAAAUCCUAACACAGUAAUGUUUACAUAUUCACACAGUAAUGUCCUGUAAAAAUUUUAAACUUGUUUUUAUUGUUGGUGCCUUUUAUAAAGUAAUGCCACUAUUUGUCUGUUGGUACCAAUUUUGUUGUUAGGAAGGUACCUCAGGUUUGUUUGCAUUAAGCAAGAUGGAUCUUUAUGUGUGAAUGAACUGUCCAGUCUAAUCUGAAAUGUUUCUAGAAGUGUUGUGCUUAAAUUAGGUUACUGAAAUGUUGCAAUACAUUUUUCCUCAAAGUCUAUAUUUCUGUAAAUGCCAUGUACGAUCAAAUAAUGCAACUGGAAAAAAUAACAAAGCAGAUUAUCUUUUGAA